GAAAAGGGAAAAAUCCUCAAUUUCAUUAGACAACCCGAAAGCCACGCCCAAUUCAAUUUCUUCGCUUUCUCUCCCCUCGGUCCGUCUCACACUCACUGUGAACAUUGAAAAACAACAACAACAACAACAACAACAACAGAGCUUUCAGGGUUUUUACCCCUCCACACUAGAGAAAGGUUGAGGAUGGGGAGAAGUCUAAGUCCGAUACUGCAGCGAGAGUUGGCAAAUCUGGAUAAAGAUGCUGAUAGUCGUAAAUCAGCAAUGAAAGCACUCAAAUCCUAUGUCAAGGAUUUGGAUUCCAAGGCCAUCCCUCUCUUCCUUGCUCAAGUUUCUCAAACCAAAGAAACUGGUUCUUUAUCUGGUGAAUGCACAAUCUCUCUGUAUGAAGUACUUGCCCGUGUCCAUGGUGUUAAAAUUGUUCCUCUAAUAAACAGCAUAAUGACCACCAUAAUCAAGACAUUGGCUUCAAGCGCCGGUUCCUUCCCUCUCCAACAAGCAUGCUCCAAGGUGGUUCCAGCUAUUGCUAGAUAUGGGAUUGAUCCAACCACACCUGAAGACAAAAAAAGGCAUAUAAUUCAUUCACUCUGUAAUCCACUUUCGGAUUCACUUUUGGGUUCUCAAGAGAGCCUCACUUCAGGAGCUGCUCUAUGUCUAAAGGCUCUUGUGGAUUCUGACAACUGGAGGUUUGCGUCGGAUGACAUGGUUAAUAAGGUAUGUCAGAAUGUUGCUGGGGCUUUGGAGGAGAAGUCCACCCAGACCAAUGCACACCUUGGCCUGGUUAUGGCUCUAGCAAAACGCAAUGCUAUUAUUGUUGAACCAUAUGCUAGGUUGUUAAUACAAGCUGGAUUACAGAUAUUAAAUGCUGGGGUAGUGGAGGGGAAUUCGCAAAAGCGAUUGUCGGCCAUUCAAAUGGUUAAUUUUUUGAUGAGGUGUUUAGAUCCCUGGAGCAUAUACUCCGAGAUUCAGUUGAUAAUUGAGGAGAUGGAGAAGUGUCAUUCUGAUCAGAUGGCUUAUGUCAGAGGAGCUGCUUUUGAAGCUUUGCAAACUGCAAAGAGAAUAGCUGCAGAUAAAGGGUCAAAGUUUGAGAAGUGUCCUGGCUCAGUCACUGGGUCAAAUUUUAGUAGGAGAGAACAAAGCAGAAGGAGGUAUUUAUCAAGUGCUGGUGAUCGAUCCCCUGCAUCUGUUUCACCUGAAUCACAGACCCUUGAUUCCUUUAUUGACUAUGAUGAGUCAUGGAUUGAGUCCCCAAUUUCAACAAGACAGGUUUCUCAAAACUCAGAUUUUGACCGUAGGAGUGUGAACCGAAAACUAUGGAGUUAUGAGAAUGGAGGAGUUGAUGUGUCUCUCAAGGAUGGUUUGUUCUCAGAGGUUGCUCGGGCAAAUGGCAUCUCUAACAUGUAUUUGGAUCACUCGGGGAAUAAUGAGUUUGCUAAAAGUGAAGGAGAAUAUACAGAAGAGUUUGCGGGGUUCUUGCAGAAAAAUCCUAAAAAUGGAAAGUCAAGAAGCACCACGACCAGUCCCCUAAGAUCACGGACUCCAAUUAAUGUUGACAGCAUUAUCUUCAGAACUCCGAGAAAGCUUGUUCACUCUCUUCAGGAUCCAAACAGUGUGAAUUCAGAUUUUUCCGAAAAACAAGGUCGAAGGUUCAGAAGCCUAUCCCUGAGCGAAUUUGAGUGGAGCCCGGGUUCCAGAUAUGACCAAAAUGAUAUUUCACAUCAAGUAAAGUGCGAUUGCAGAGAGAAUGGAAGCUCAUACGCAGAUGGUAAUUGUGAGCAGUUCCAAGGUGGUACUGAAUCGGUGUCCUCCACAGAUGAUCUUCCUCAUAACUCUAAUGAACAAGUGUCACAGAAAGUGGUUCCUGAAGAGAGAGUUGAAGCUAGAAGGUUUGGCUUCCAAAAGACCCGUCAAAAGAUGGCCUUAAACUUGGCUUGUGUCCUAUGCUUUUUAUUGUUUCUGGCACUUGCUUCACUACUUUGGAUAAGCGAUCCAAACGAGGGUCACUAUCUUGUGCCAACUUAAUGUACUCAUUUUGAUUUUUAUGUAUCAUUUUCUUUUGAUAGUGUUAAUCAGCUCUAGAAAUUAGUAAAACCUUCUGAAAAAUUGAGUUUAUUAUGGCAGCAUCUCUACUCCAUAUAUGUUGUUUACAGCAAUUAGGAUUCAGUCAUUCUAACCAGUUGUUGGAUGUUUGCUGUGCUCAAAUGAAGUAAAAGAUAUGUUUCUUGAGAAAAAUUGCAAAUUUGAUUUCUCAGUUUUGCUAUA
Molecule: messenger RNA, 2259 nt
Organism: Ziziphus jujuba (common jujube)
Lineage: Eukaryota; Viridiplantae; Streptophyta; Magnoliopsida; Rosales; Rhamnaceae
Product: protein SINE1
Exons: 3
Coding region: 184-2019 (611 amino acids)
Cellular component (GO): microtubule
Molecular function (GO): microtubule binding
Source: RefSeq, a predicted model, not a curated record